Lethenteron reissneri (Far Eastern brook lamprey) is the source of this 3381-nucleotide messenger RNA. It is a transcript of the gene CORO2B, whose product is annotated as coronin 2B. The record is from RefSeq and is a predicted model, not a curated record. Lineage: Eukaryota; Metazoa; Chordata; Hyperoartia; Petromyzontiformes; Petromyzontidae. Gene Ontology annotation, molecular function: actin filament binding.
GCCGGUGCAGUCAGCAAAUCGUGCUGGUGGCGUGCGUGCAUCGGGAGAGCGCUGCUCCUCCUCCUCCUCAAGCUUUCUCCAUGACGCUCUCAAAGAUGUCGUGGCGUCCUCAGUAUCGCUGCUCGAAGUUCCGUAACGUGUACGGCAAGGCGGGCGGGCGCGACCACUGCUAUGACUCCGUGCCCGUCACGCGCAGCGUCAACGACAGCCACUUCUGCGCCGUCAACCCCAAGUUCAUCGGCGUGGUCACGGAGUCGGCGGGUGGCGGCGCUUUCAUUGUCAUGCCGCUCACGCAGACCGGCCGCGUGGACCCACUGUGCCCGCGCGUGUGCGGUCACCGUGGGAACGUCCUGGACAUUAAGUGGAACCCGUUUGACGACAACAUCAUCGCCUCAUGCUCCGAGGACGCCUCCGUGCGCGUGUGGGAGAUCCCGGAGGGUGGUCUCCGUGCCAACCUGACAGCGGCGACGCGAGAGCUGUACGGGCACAGCAGGCGCGUUGGCCUCAUCGAAUGGCACCCGACCGCGGUCAACAUCCUCAUUAGCGCUGGCUACGACUACAAGAUACUGGUGUGGAACGUGGAGGCAGGCGAGGCAGUGCAGGUCAUCGACUGCCACCGUGACGUGGUGCUGUCACUCUCUUUCAACACGGACGGGAGCCUCCUCGCCACCACCUGCAAGGACCGCCGCCUGCGCGUCAUCGAGCCGCGCUCUGGUGCCGUGCUACAGGAAACUCACUGUAAAACUCACAAGGUGAACCGUGUGGUUUUCCUGGGUAACACGAAGAGGCUUCUCACCACCGGCUCCUCCCGCUGGAACAACCGGCAGAUCAUGCUCUGGGACCAGGAGGACCUCUCAGAGCCCCUGGUGCAGGAGGAGGUGGACGGCCUCUCUGGGCUCCUCUUCCCCUUCUAUGACCCUGACACCCGCAUGCUGUUCCUGGCCGGAAAGGGCGAUGGAAACAUCCGCUACUAUGAGAUUGGUAGUGACAAACCGUGCCUCCACUUCCUUGCGGAGUUCCGGUCACACUAUCCUCAAAAAGGCCUAGGGGUGAUGCCCAAGCGAGGCUUGGACGUGGGGGCGUGCGAGGUGUUCCGUUUCUACCGCGUCGUGGUCAUCAAGGCGCUCAUCGAACCCAUCUCCAUGAUCGUCCCGCGCAGGUCCGACUCGUACCAAGAGGACCUCUACCCGAUGACUCCAGGGGCAGAGCCUUCAAUGACGGCGAGGGAGUGGCUGAGCGGAGCGAACCAAGGUCCUGUGCUGAUGUCGAUGCGAGCAAGCUACAGGCCCCAGCCCCGAUCGGGCCUGAGAGCCAGUGGAGUGGGCAGCCGGCCAGAAAGAAAGGGCCUCAUAGUUGACGGUUAUGACCUCUUGGACAACGCACCUCCCAAGACAGAGAAUGAGCUCCUCAGGAUGUUUUACCGGCAGCACGACGAGAUCCGGCGGCUCAGGGAGCAGCUCACGCAACGCGACCUGCGCGUUCGACAGCUGGAACUGGAGCUGCACAACAUGCGCAACAAUGCCAAGAAUGCCUGACCCCCUGAACCGUCUCUCACGACCGCUCACCCACCCCCAUCGACCUCACCACCGUGCACUGGCCGGUCCCCUCGGCCUCUUCUAUCAAUACGCACCGACAAAAAUGCCUCGUACUGGUCACCAGUGCCCAGCGCAGUGGGCCGGCAGAUUAAAUUAAAGCGCAAGCCGAGCUGUGAAUGUUUCAUCAACCCUCGCCUACCCCUUUGUUCACUUCUAUCCUCAACAAGUCACUCGCCUGCUUGCCGUAUACUUAAACGUGCAGUGGUUUAUCAGCGUUUCUGCUCUCUCCUCCUCCUUCCCCAAAUCCUGACCAAAGGUUCUGUGAAGUCACUGCCAAUCAUAUCCCGAAUCAACCCCAACCGCUGCAAAUUUCUUCCUUCUCUUGAACGUAUUGUACAAAGCAAUGUUGACACUAUAAUACCAUUUUUUUCUUGUUGUUGCCAGUCGUGUUUUCAGCGGAGUUAUUUGCCAUGGGGACACAGCGAAAUAACUGGCAAUGUAUAUUCUUGGGAAAUAUUAUUUCCCUUCUACGUGACUUUACCGAAAGAACCAAGAAUAUGAAUCCCUGCAGUCACGAAAGCUUUAAAUCAAAAUUUUACUGGCAAUGUGUUUUUGUAAAAAUAAGACAUCAUACCCAAGCGUCGGCUAAAUGCGAGUUGCUCUAGCGGCUGCACUUAAUAAUAGCCUUGCGGUUUUGUGUCCAGUUGGCUUAUUGGAUUGCCUUAUCCUGGAAAGCAAGCGUCGAGGCCGAGCCGCACUCACGUGGGCGGGGGGGGGGCUGUCCCAGACGGUUAAAUUAUCCCCUGGGACAAGGAGCCCCCCACUCCCUGGGGGGCCCUUAGCUCAUUCUUUGCAUGGCAGCACAGACGGUCGUGGUCUUACCCACGCUCUGGGUGACCCCGAUUGAUGCGACCCAGGUCACCGUGACCCACCAUCGCUCCGAUGAGCAGUGUGGUCUAUUUGGAGCGGUGCUCGAUUGGGACAACGGCGUUGCUGAUCAAAACACGUGGUUUGGUUUUGUAUAGAUAAAUUCUAAUCCAAAUGAACAUGCGACGAUUUAGGCAACUUCAGAAUUGCAGUUUUCUGCCCAGUCUCGUCGUCUCGCAUAUCGCCAUAGCGUGUCCCAACCAGAACACGCUCUCUCUCUCAUGUCGCCAUAACUUAUUCGUUAUCUUGUCCACAGCAGCCACGCUAUACUGUGGCAAAUGCUAUAUACUGCGAUAGUGCUUUGGUGACAGAAAACACGUAUUGCUGUGGUGGUGUAUGUGUAAUCUAUUGGCUGUGGAGAAGAGAAUGGGGGCAGAAACAUCACGUUAAACAGACAAUGCAGUCCACUGCGGCUGUGGGUUUUUUGAGUGAGUGAUGUUAUUAUUGGCCGUGCCAGUGUCGUGAGGAUUAAUUGACUCCUUAGCAAUCGCAGGUCUCUCGUGGCAAUAUACCGUACUUACUUUUGUAGGCAUUUAGCCUUUUACACGCAAAGCACUACUUGAUUUGACUUUAGCGAAAUCAAAUGUAAUCAUUUACUGUAAUGUAAAAAAAUACUGUACAAAGCCUUUUUACAUAUUUUGUUAAUCUAUAGAAUGUAUUAGAGCGUUGUUGAUUUUGUUUGCCAAAAAUGAAAAUAUAUAUACGCGGUAUAACGAAUGACAGGGUAAUUCUUCCGUCACGCGAACACGAGCAGUGGCACAAGCACAGGGUGAGGUUUAAAUAGCGCUCUAUUACCACCGUGUAAAAAAACUCUUUUGAAAGUGCAUUGCUGCUGCAUAAGAUAUCAGCAACCCAAGAGCACAGCUCCUGAUGUAAACUUUCAAAACGGUGGAACCGUUGCGGCGUUAAUGCCACGUUU